AUGUUCAAUGCGCUGAACCGCUUCAUGUCCCGCCUGGACGGGCAGCAACCGACCCAUCAGAGCAACAACCAGGGGUCCUUUGGCUUUCAGGUACUGCGUAACACUAACCUCGAGCUCUACAUUGAGCCGUGGUUUGACUUCAUUAUUGGUAUCAAUGGCCGUCCCAUCGACAACCCCGACCCCCGACUCUUUGCCCAAGAAGUCCGCAACUGCGCCGGCGGUACACUCUCCCUCGGUCUCUGGUCCGCUAAAGGCCAGCGCACGCGCGAGCUGCACGCCUUGGUCCCCGCCGACACCGCCUCCCUCGGCCUCUCCCUGCAGUGGACGCCUCUCGCCGUCGCCGCCAAUAUUUGGCACGUCCUCGACGUCGCCGCCAACUCGCCCGCAGACGCCGCCGGCCUCCUGCCCUACGGCGACUACAUCCUCGGCAGCCCCGAGGGCGCGCUGCACGGCGAGGGAGGGCUAAGCGAGCUCGUAGAGGACCACAUCGGCCGCCCCCUGCGGCUGUAUGUGUACAACAACGAGUACGACGUUACUCGCGAGGUGACGAUUCAGCCGAGCCGCGACUGGGGCGGCGAGGGUGCCCUCGGGUGCGUCUUGGGGUAUGGCGCGCUGCACAGGUUGCCGCCGCCGCUGAACGAGCCCGUCCAUGCGCCGGGGGAGAUGAUGUUCGACGGGGAGAAGGACCCGGCCGCCUCGUCGUACGGGGCCGCCACUGCCGCAGGAGGUGAGGCGCCGCAGGAUCUCUUUGUACCGGCUGCAGGCGCACUGCCCUCGGGGGGUGAUUUCUUGGUGCCCGCGCAGAUAGUCGAUGCGAGCGGGGCGCCGCCGCCGCCGUCGAUCGGGGGCACGGCGACGACGAGAAAGAAGAAGGAGAGGCAUCACGGCGGGAACAACUUCAUGGACGACUAUUUCAAAGAGGAGGAGAAGAAGAGCAGGGAGGCGGACAACGCGCCGAGCGGGAGGGGGACGCCGGUCGCGCCGCCGCCGAGGGUGGGCUCCGUGGGGCCGCCCAAGGAUGAGAAGCAGGCCGCUGUCGAAGGGGCCGAUUGA
Colletotrichum graminicola M1.001 is the source of this 1053-nucleotide messenger RNA. RefSeq names its product GRASP55/65 family protein. The record is from RefSeq and is a predicted model, not a curated record. Gene Ontology annotation, cellular component: Golgi apparatus. Gene Ontology annotation, molecular function: protein binding. Gene Ontology annotation, biological process: Golgi organization. The transcript has 2 exons. The coding region runs from base 1 to 1053 and encodes 350 amino acids. Lineage: Eukaryota; Fungi; Ascomycota; Sordariomycetes; Glomerellales; Glomerellaceae.